CCAGUAUUUUCAAACUGCUGUUCAAAAACAUUCACUUCCCAUAUAUAGGAGAAGCUGGCUGUCGGACAAAUCAGACUAGUCAGUGACACUGCUAUAGGCGGGUUCAGUCUAAAACAUACAAGAGUAAAGUUACUCAGCUACCAACAGCUGCAGGAGUUUGUACGACUGCAUUCAGGACAGAACACCAGCUGUCAAUACAGCACAAUAAACUCAUACAAGAGUCCUUUCACACUGAAUACAACUCAAGAGAACGAAAACAACAUGAAUGGAUCAGUAGAUGGUUUAAUUGACCAGUCUGAAGAUGAUGUGACUUUUAUGUUCACUUCAGAGUCUGUGGGAGAAGGCCACCCCGAUAAAAUAUGUGACCAGAUCAGUGAUGCAGUUCUUGAUGCCCACAUAUUGCAGGACCCAGAUGCUAAAGUUGCUUGUGAGACUGUAUGCAAAACUGGAAUGGUUUUACUUUGCGGAGAAAUCACUUCAAGGGCUGUUGUUGAUUAUCAAAAAGUAGUUCGAGAUACUAUUAAAUAUAUUGGAUAUGAUGAUUCUGAAAAAGGUUUUGACUAUAAGACAUGCAAUGUUCUUGUAGCUCUGGAACAGCAAUCUCCUGAUAUAGCGCAAGGUGUUCAUUUAGAUCGGAAAGAAGAGGAUAUAGGCGCUGGGGAUCAGGGUUUGAUGUUUGGUUAUGCAACAGACGAGACAGAGGAGUGCAUGCCUUUAACUAUUGUGCUUGCUCACAAACUUAAUGCAAAGUUAGCAGAGUUAAGGCGCAAUGGGGAACUGCCAUGGCUCCGACCAGACUCCAAAACUCAGGUAACUGUGAAGUACAUCCAAAGGAAUGGAGCAGUGAUCCCCGUACGUGUGCACACCAUUGUUAUAUCUGUGCAGCAUGAUGAGACUAUCUCUCUGCCCGACAUGCGCGAGGCAUUAAAGGAUAAAGUCAUAAAGGCUGUAGUGCCAUCUAAAUAUUUGGAUGAGAAAACCAUUUACCACUUGCAACCCAGUGGCCGAUUUGUUAUUGGAGGACCACAGGGUGAUGCUGGUGUCACUGGGCGAAAAAUUAUUGUGGACACUUAUGGUGGAUGGGGUGCCCAUGGGGGAGGUGCAUUUUCAGGAAAAGACUACACUAAGGUGGAUCGAUCAGCUGCUUAUGCUGCACGUUGGGUUGCAAAAUCAUUAGUGCACGCCAAGCUUUGUCAUCGUGUCCUAGUUCAGGUAUCUUAUGCUAUCGGAGUGGCAGCUCCAUUGUCCGUUUCCCUUUUUACGUAUGGAACAUCUGAAAAAACUGAAAAGGAAUUACUAGAUAUUGUGAAUCACAAUUUUGAUCUACGACCUGGAGUCAUUGUGAGGGACCUUGACUUGAAAAGACCAAUCUACCAAAACACUGCAUGCUAUGGCCACUUUGGAAGGGAUGAAUUCUCUUGGGAAUUUCCAAAGGAGCUGAUUUUUUAACAGUGGCAACACUGUCACAAGGGCAUUGGUUACAAUAAAUAUUUUCACUCAGAAAUUCCUCAGUGAGUGGGAUCAUGAAGGGACUUUCAAAAGUGUGGUGGUUAGUAGCUCACAACAUCGAAACGGAAAUCUAUUGAACCAGAGUUAUAAAUGUAUAUCCAUGUCUUAAUACAUAGACUUCUGUGCUGGGAAAUUGACAUAUGUUUUAAUUGAUGCUGAUUUGAGAAGAGCAAUAUCACAGAUGUUGCAACAGGACACAAAACAAUACACUAAAGGAAACAUAUUUUAAUUUCCUUUAGAAUACAUUAUUGUAAAAGAUACAUUUUAAACACCAUAACUACUAUAGCUCAUUUUAGUAGAUUUGG
Molecule: messenger RNA, 1814 nt
Organism: Pelobates fuscus (common spadefoot toad)
Lineage: Eukaryota; Metazoa; Chordata; Amphibia; Anura; Pelobatidae
Product: S-adenosylmethionine synthase-like
Exons: 9
Coding region: 262-1449 (395 amino acids)
Biological process (GO): S-adenosylmethionine biosynthetic process
Cellular component (GO): cytosol
Molecular function (GO): ATP binding; methionine adenosyltransferase activity
Source: RefSeq, a predicted model, not a curated record